AGUUGAGCAUCAGAAAGGCUGCAAACGCAACCCUUCCAAAGAAAAAGAAAAUACCAGAAAUCGAAGAAAGGGGUUCUAUAUCAAAAGUCCUAGCGAAACAAAGAAAGGAUAUAUGGAAGCUGGGCAACUGGUGUAG
This is a messenger RNA of Ambispora leptoticha, 136 nucleotides long. Lineage: Eukaryota; Fungi; Glomeromycota; Glomeromycetes; Archaeosporales; Ambisporaceae. The record is from the annotation of a GenBank genome assembly.